GACUAAUUAAAACACCUUGCUUCCCAAGUUUUCCCACCUCUUCCACCUCCAAAACACACACACACUAUAUAUAAAUAGGUUCCCUUACCAAUUCCAAAACCAAUUCACUCUUUCAUCUUCCAAAUCAUUUUUAUUUUUUUUAUCCUUGUAGAGAAAAAAGAUUCAUUUUCUUCAACUUGUCGAAAAAAAUGAGGAGAGAAGGUCGCCAACACGGUAUGGUCCGUACUUACCCAAUUUUACCCUCUCCAUGGAACCCAAGACCCGAGCCCAGGUACAUGAACAAGUCCAAUUCACCACCAACCGCUGGGCUUUUCGCAAAGGUCCCAACUAAGCCCAGUAACCAUUCCAAGUUCACCGGCAAGUGCGGUAGACCCAGGUGCACCAGCUGCCAUAUUCAUCCAGCUGGAAAAUCCAAAGACAAGACUAAGGGCACACAAAAGAUAAAGGGAUACGGCGACGUCGUUUCGUUGGUUACUUGGAGAGUUGUUGAUGCUAGGCCUGGGUUGAAUUUAUCUGGAUUUUCAGCUACUGGGAUUUUGGAUCAUUUGGAUAGCGAUUGUUCUUAUUACAUGGAUCAUGAAAUUUACUAUGAUGCCGCCGAUGAAGGUUACGGAGAUCAGGAAUUGGUAGUUGACUCCGAUUGGUGUCCGGCGAUCGGCGUUGAGAUUGAGGAGACUGAUGAAGAAAAAAUGAGUUUAUGUGAAGUGGGAUUUGUGUGGGAAAAUGUUGAAGAAGAUGAAGAUUGGUGUGUUGUGGAAGGAAUCUAAUUCGGUUCCUUCCAAUUGUAUUUGUAUUAACCUGUUGCUGAACAAAAAAUGUUACAUUUCUGUAAUUGUAUUUACUGUCAAAUAAAUUGGAACAUUCAGAUGACAUUCGUUUGCA
Molecule: messenger RNA, 882 nt
Organism: Solanum tuberosum (potato)
Lineage: Eukaryota; Viridiplantae; Streptophyta; Magnoliopsida; Solanales; Solanaceae
Exons: 1
Coding region: 189-767 (192 amino acids)
Source: RefSeq, a predicted model, not a curated record